Messenger RNA from Cantharellus anzutake, 863 nucleotides. RefSeq names its product N-acetyltransferase. The transcript has 5 exons. The record is from RefSeq and is a predicted model, not a curated record. Gene Ontology annotation, biological process: N-terminal peptidyl-methionine acetylation. The coding region runs from base 24 to 566 and encodes 180 amino acids. NCBI's taxonomy places the organism in Eukaryota, Fungi, Basidiomycota, Agaricomycetes, Cantharellales, Hydnaceae. Gene Ontology annotation, cellular component: NatB complex. Gene Ontology annotation, molecular function: protein-N-terminal amino-acid acetyltransferase activity.
GCUAAAUAUCCGAAUUAAAAUCAAUGAGUGUUUUGCGGGCCUUCCAAGCCACUGAUCUGUUUUCUUUCAACAAUAUAAACCUUGAUUUCUGGACAGAGACUUUCUCAAUAUCCUUCUAUCUGACUUAUCUCUCACGAUGGCCAGAUUUGUGCUACAUGCAAGAGACGCCUAAUGGGAGGAGCAUGGGAUAUGCCAUAGGCAAAGCUGAGGGUUCCCAAGUAGAUUGGCAUGGUCAUGUCACUGCGAUCACCGUGGCCCCCGAGUUCCGCCGACUGUCCCUUGCUCGGAAUAUGAUGAAUGCUCUGGAACGAAUGUCGGACGAAGUUUACAAAGGGCUUUUUGUCGAUCUCUUCGUCAGAAUAAGCAAUCAGAUCGCCAUAGAUAUGUAUGAGGGGAUGGGAUACAGUGUAUACCGGCGAAUACAACAAUAUUAUGGUGGAAUAAAUGGAUCCCCAGAUGAAGACGCUUAUGACAUGCGGAAACCCAUGUCCCGGGAUCCUCAUCGGCGCACUGUGAGGCAGAAUGGGCGUGAUAUCGUCACAACUGCUAAAAACAUUACCAUGUAACACCAAGGCCAUUUCAUCAAUUGGUGAUAAACCCUAGAGGGAACUAUAUGGAAUUUCAUCUCUUUGCUUUCUCGGCUACGGGUUGCGAGCAUUUUCUAAGCUGCUGCACACCGCGUUUGCUCCUUCAGAGGGAAGAGUUGCUUAAUCGACUUCUGAACAGACCCAUCUGGACAAAGGUGUAGUCGAUGGGCUUUCCCCGAGUGGGCGAACGGAGACCAGCAACCUAGAUGAAAUUGUACCGCUGAUUUCGCCGUCCAGUGGAAGGGCCGCUUAACCGAACCUAGAAGGCAGCCCAGG